Molecule: messenger RNA, 542 nt
Organism: Moneuplotes crassus
Lineage: Eukaryota; Ciliophora; Spirotrichea; Euplotida; Euplotidae
Source: the annotation of a GenBank genome assembly
AGCUUUAUGUUGCCUCAGACAGUAGGGACAAAGUCUUUAGUAAAAGGAUGCCAAUGAAUUCGACAUUUUGGCAGGAAAAUUCAGAAUGUUACUUAUGAGAGAAAAUAACUAUAAAACAAUUUACUCAAUCUGGAACAGAAACCCCAUAUUCAACAUAGAGCUCAAGCAAAUAAUCGAUGAAUACACUCCUGGGGACAAUUUCGCCCUCUGAAGCCUCAAAACACCUCCAAAUCCUCCUAUCCUCCCUCCCAAAUCGAUUUCGGGACAUAAACUUCCCUUCUUCACCCUCUCUUCAUCAAAAAUCCUCUCAUCAAGCCACUCCGAAAUCACCUCAAAAAUCUCCAAAAUAAAAUCAAAGUGCUCUAUUCUCCCUUCUGAAGAGCUAAAAAUCAUCUGUAUCUGCCAGUACGGCUCCAAAUCCAAGAGUGUGAGUGAAUAUUUACGAAUAAAUGGCAUAAACAGCGCUUAUCUAUUUGGAGGAAUUAAAGAUUUCAGUCCCCUCGUCGGGCCACAUUUCUGGCUAAAAUAAACCUAUUAUUCAA